CAGGUGUGAAAAGUCAGUGUCAUGACUGGAGCGGAGACUGAGGAUGAUAUUCCUUUAGGAGAACGAAAAACCGUCACGGACUUCUGCUACCUGCUGGAUAAAUCCAAGCAGCUCUUCAACGGGCUGAGAGAUCUUCCUCAGUAUGGACACAAACAGUGGCAGUCGUACUUUGGGAGGACCUUCGACGUCUACACCAAGCUGUGGAAAUUCCAGCAGCAGCACAGGCAGGUCCUGGAUACGCGGUACGGCUUGAAGAGAUGGCAGAUUGGAGAGGUCGCAUCCAAGAUCGGACAACUUUACUACCAUUAUUACCUCCGUACCUCAGAAACCAGCUAUCUGAACGAAGCGUUUUCCUUCUACUCCGCCAUCCGGCAGCGUUCCUACUACUAUCAGGUCAACAAGGAGGACAGGCCUGAACUGGUGGUGAAGAAGCUUCGUUAUUACGCUCGUUACAUCGUAGUGUGUCUACUGCUGAACAAGAUGGACCUGGUCAAAGUUCUGGUGAAGGAGUUAUCGGAUGAAAUCGAAGACUACACCCAGCGCUUCAACACCGAGGACCAACUGGAAUGGAACCUGGUUCUGCAGGAAGUGGCGGCUUUUAUCGAGGCCGAUCCGGUGGUGGUUCUGAACGACAACAACUCGGUGUUUGUCACAAGCAACCGGCUGCAGGAGGGCAGCGUUCCUCCGCUAGAGCAGGGGAUGGUGGUGGGUCAGCUCGUCCUCGCUGACGCUUUGAUCGUCGGAAACUGCAACAACCAGGUGAAGUUCAGCGAGUUGACCAUCGACAUGUUCCGGAUGCUUCAAGCUUUGGAGAGGGAACCAGUGAACCUGGCAACGCAGACCUCCAAACAGGGAACACUGGAGCCCAAUGAGAAACCGGCGAAGAGAGAAAACCCUCAUAAAUACCUGCUGUAUAAACCGACGUUCAGCCAACUCUACACCUUCCUGUCGGCUUCAUUUAAGGAACUUCCUGCCAACAGCGUCUUGUUGGUGUAUUUAUCGGCCACCGGCGUCUUCCCGGCUACACAUCUAGAUUACGAAGUAGGUCCGUAUGACUUCGGAGGAGUUCUGACCAACACCAACAGGGACGUGGUGAACGGAGAGUCGGCUCAGAAGAGGAAUCAGGCCCAGAAAGAGAUGCACUGCCUUCAUCCAGGGGAUCUGUUUCCGUUCACCCGGAAGCCUCUUUUCAUCAUCGUGGAUUCUUCAAACAGCUCCGCCUAUAAGAACUUCACCAACCUGUUCGGCCAGCCGCUGGUGUGCCUGCUGUCUCCUACAGUUUAUCCAAAAAGCGUCCAGGAUCCGUCUCAGCGCGGCAGCCUCUUCACCCUCUUCCUCUACAGUCCUCUCCUGGCUUUCUCCUCCAUCUGCGGCUUGAACAGCGUCCGACGAGGCCUUUGGGAACGUGCUGAAGAAUUCCUUCAAAGAGUGUUCCGGGACAUCGGGCAGAUGAUAACCCGAUCACGGAGCAUCGAUCAGGCCUUUUUGCAGUUUUUCGGUGACGAGUUCCUGCGGCUGCUCCUGAUCCGGUUCGUGUUCUGUUCAGCUGCGCUGAGACUACACAAGCUGUUCCGGGAAUCUCGGAGCUUCCCGGAAUCGUAUCCCGAGCUGCCGAAGCAGGACACGGUAGAGAGCAGCCUCUUACAGAAGCACAUCCUGGAGCUGGCCGCCAUGCUGGACGCUCAGAGUUUAUUUUGGGACGAUUCGCUGGACAGCUACUGACGUCUCCAGGCGGCGGCGGCGCUCUCACUCAGACUGAGUUUGUUCGUUCCUUUCUGUGGUCGGAAGGUAACCUUUCGUUUCCUCGCAUCCUUCAUUCAGAUGUUCCACCUGGAACCGGGUGUAAUGGUCUGAUUGGUCACCCAGGAAUCCUCAUUCUGAGCCUCAUCAGAAAACCUUUCAGCCUGCAGUUCUCCCCGCUCUGCCACACCAACCCAAACAUUCCAUGUUUUUUUUCCCUAUAUUUCUGCAUCGCUGUCAGUUUCAUCUUAAUAAUCCCACCGGAGACGAAGGGUUUAACUGCACCGAUCAUGGAAGGACCUCGCUUCUGACAUUUAAAAACAACUCAAAGCAACUUUUCUCCAUCCAGGAAUCCAGGAAGUGCAGCCGAUCCAGGCGGGUCGGGGUUCCUUUCAUCAUUUAGAACCAGACCGACGCCGGCAGUCAGCUUUAGCCUCCUAUGUGAUUCUGUUAAGAGUUUUUCUUCUUGCUGUUUUUACGCAUGCCUAGAAAAAAAAUCAGCUUACUUCAUUCUUUUAUCCACAGA
Cyprinodon variegatus (sheepshead minnow) is the source of this 2266-nucleotide messenger RNA. RefSeq names its product suppressor of cancer cell invasion (gene scai). Gene Ontology annotation, molecular function: transcription corepressor activity. Gene Ontology annotation, biological process: DNA-templated transcription. Gene Ontology annotation, cellular component: nucleus. Lineage: Eukaryota; Metazoa; Chordata; Actinopteri; Cyprinodontiformes; Cyprinodontidae. The transcript has 16 exons. The coding region runs from base 22 to 1722 and encodes 566 amino acids. The record is from RefSeq and is a predicted model, not a curated record.